CUUAUGACACUAUUGACAGUUUUUAAAAUUACUUCACACUUCAACAUAGUAAAAAUCCAAAAGGAUUCAAAAUUUAUUUUAUUCAAUUGAUUAAAACCAAGAGUUCGUGAAAGCCAAUGCAUCAAUGGAACCUUUCCAAAAAGGUUUAACCAAAGGCAACUAUAGCUAUUUGAAACGCCAUCCAGAGCUUAGAGCGAUAAUAAGGGUCCUUCUUCAUGAGAUUAUCGAUAAGGAGCCGGAGAAUAUUUAUGAAUUUUCUGCAGCCCUAUUUAACUGCAAUAACAUUCCAUUUUUGGUUAAUAUGAUAAAGGAAAAACUUGAGUUAAUGAAGAAAAAAUUUAAGAAGGGCCAGUCGUCGCCAAACGACGAACAGGAUAUCUUCAUUGAGAGAAUGCCAGCACAUACAUUGGACUCAAGGGUUUUCAUAUCAGCCGAGAUCGAAUCUAUUUUGCGCUUUGCAAUGGCGCUGAUGGACGAAUAAUAACAAACAACUGAAACAUUGCAAAUUGAUUUCAUAAAUAAAAUCGUGACAUUACAACAAACCCUA
Messenger RNA from Stomoxys calcitrans (stable fly), 547 nucleotides. RefSeq lists its product as uncharacterized. The coding region runs from base 125 to 481 and encodes 118 amino acids. The record is from RefSeq and is a predicted model, not a curated record. Lineage: Eukaryota; Metazoa; Arthropoda; Insecta; Diptera; Muscidae. The transcript has 3 exons.